CCUGUAUCUUCAACUUGUGUGACCGGUUGCUCCUGCAGAGAUGAUAAACUGGGAAGGUCUUUGCUAUGUAUGGGAACCUCCUUGAGACAAAUCCCAGAGGACAUCCCACAAGACUUUGCUAAAAUACGAAUUGAAAACUGCCACUUGACAGAGUUACCUCAAGGGUCUUUCUCUAAAGUUAGUACCUUGGAGUUUCUCUGGCUGAAUUUCAAUGAGAUCACCCUGAUGAACAUCAAAAGUCUUGGGGGGCUGGCUAACCUGACAGAGCUCAGGCUACAAGGGAACAAGUUGACCACUGUGCCAUGGACAGCGUUUCAAGACACACCCAAACUCAAGAUUUUGGACUUAAAGCACAAUCAACUAGACGUCCUGCCUGAGCAAGCUCUGAGGUACUUACUUGCCCUGACCUACUUAGAUUUAUCCUUCAACCAGCUUAGCGUGAUAUCAAAAGAUGUCUUCCAUAACUGGCCACUUUACGAGACAGCACAGAAAGCAUGGGGGAAAGAAGGACUGGUGUCGAAUGUUGUUCUGGCACUGCACGACAACCCAUGGUUGUGCGACUGCAGACUCAAGGGCUUUGUUGAAUUCAUCAAGAGCGUCAGCCCUCCCAUCAUUCUGAUGAACUCUUAUCUGAUGUGCUCAGGCCCCGCCUCCAAAGCUGGCAAGUUUUUCCAUGAGAUCCCAGUGAAAUCCUGCAUGAAACCAGAGGCCUCUUCCCCAGAGACUAACAUCACUUUACCUCUGGGAGCAAAUGCAACACUUUCAUGCUUAGUCAAGGCCAGGCCGAGCCCUACCAUUCACUGGAUGUACAGUUUGAAGAUUAUAAGAGGAUUUACUGUUACAGAGACCCAGGUAGACGAGGAGACGGUCACCUCCCAGCUGGUGAUCCCCUCUCUUCACCUUGCGGAGCGAGGACUCUACACCUGCGUGGCCAACAACUUCAUUGGCAACUCCUCUGUCAGCAUUAUGGUGGACAUCAGCUCCUCUCCCUCCUCCUUUCCUCUCCCUCCACCCGCCCCCAUGUUGUCAUCUGAUCAUAACACCUUCAUUGAAAUCCGAAUCGCAAAGCAGACAAUUUACGGUAUCACCCUGGAUUGGCAUGCAGAGACGGACAACCCAGCGGAAACAUGGUUCACCAUCCACUUUGGCAAGUAUGAUACACCCAAAAAGGAGACGAUCUACAUUGGCCCCGGCAUCAACAGCUACUCCGUUGGCAACCUGCUUCCUGUCACCAAAUACGAGGUGUGUGUGAGCCUGAAAAACCAUCCGCCGAGGGAAGGUGAAUGCAUCGUGUUCGUGACGGGAAAUGACAUCAGUGAGAUGGAGCAAAGAAAGAGACUUAUACACAUUAUUGUUAUCGUGUGCGCCAUGGUGCUGGCUGUGCCGGCCGGCAUGUAUGCUUGCACCACAGAGAUCAGGUUCACCUGCGUGGAACGCUGCAUGGAUCUUUGGAUGAAGCGAAGACAGGAAAACAGAGAGAACCAGCCUGGGACGGAGAGGCAGGGAACCUUUGACAGCCUGCAGGCGACCAGUGAAGAAGUCCUGUGCAGGGAGUUGGAGGAGAAGCCGAAACGGAAGCGAGAGAAAGGAGGAAGUGCUGCUUAUAUGUACUAG
Molecule: messenger RNA, 1614 nt
Organism: Labrus bergylta (ballan wrasse)
Lineage: Eukaryota; Metazoa; Chordata; Actinopteri; Labriformes; Labridae
Product: leucine-rich repeat, immunoglobulin-like domain and transmembrane domain-containing protein 2
Molecular function (GO): protein binding
Source: RefSeq, a predicted model, not a curated record